Manis javanica (Malayan pangolin) is the source of this 6241-nucleotide messenger RNA. The record is from RefSeq and is a predicted model, not a curated record. Lineage: Eukaryota; Metazoa; Chordata; Mammalia; Pholidota; Manidae.
GGAACUGUCUCCUUGGUGUUGGGGAAGCUGGGGAUGACACUAGCUGCAGAAGCAGGAGCGUUAUAUGGGGAUGCCACUGCACUUCUGGGAUUCGAGGAUCCCCUCGUUUCGGCCUCCCGAGCGCUCGCUCGUCCGCUCUCCCCGGUUCACCCCUUCUCGCCCCACCCCCACUGCGGAGCCGGACCUUGCCCGGGGCUUAGCGAUCCCGGAGCUGGAAUCUCGGCCAGGCCUGCCGGGCCCCACCCCUAACCACGGCCAAGAGCUCCGCUGAGGAAGCUACCCAGGGACCGAUCAGCAGACCUAGGGACAGACGGACGGACGGCGCCCGAUGGCCGCGCCUGGAGAGCCCUGCGAGGGACCCGGGGUGUGGAACCAGACGGACCCCAUGCCUGCCGCUGCCCACCUACUGAGCCUGUGCUUCCUGAAAACAGCAGGGGUCUGGGUGCCCCCCUUGUACCUCUGGGUCAUCGGCCCCAUCUACCUCCUCUACAUCCACCACCAUGGCAAGGGCUACCUCCGGAUGUCCCCCCUCUUCAAGGCCAAAAUGGUGCUUGGGUUUGCCCUCAUAAUCCUGUGCACCUCCAGUGUGUCUGUCGCUCUUUGGAGAAUCCAGCAGGGAACACCCCAGGCCCCAGAAUUCCUCAUUCACCCCACUGUGUGGCUCACCACAAUGAGCUUUGCUGUGUUCCUGAUCCACGCCGAGAGGAAGCAGGGAGUCCGGGCAUCUGGGGUGCUGUUUGGGUACUGGCUUUUCUGCUUUCUCCAGCCAGCUACCAGUGCUGCCCAGCAGGCCUUGCAAGGGGGCUUCCAGAGUGACCCCUUCUACCACCUGACAGCCUACCUGUGUUUGUCUCUGGUCGUGGCACAGUUUGUGUUGUUCUGCCUCACCGAUCGACCCCCCUUCUUGCCAAAAGACCCCCAACAGUCUAAUCCAUGUCCAGAGGCUGGGGCCUCUUUCCCCUCCAAAGCCAUGUUCUGGUGGGUUUCUGGGCUGGUCUGGAGGGGCUACAGGACAUCACUAGGACCAAAAGACCUCUGGUCACUUGGGAGAGAAAACUCCUCUGCAGAACUUGUUUCCCAGCUUGAAAGAGAAUGGAUAAAGAACCGCAGUGUGGCCCAGCGGACCACCAAGCCCACAGCAUACAAAAGGAGGGGAAGCCGUGGCAUGGAGGCCCUGGAGACUGAGGCCUUCUUGCAUCAAGAGGAGAGCAAGAGGGGCCCGCUGCUGAGGGCCAUCUGGCGGAUGUUCCGCUCCACCUUCCUCCUGGGGACCCUCAGCCUUAUCAUCAGUGAUGUCUUCAGGUUCACUGUCCCCAAGCUCCUCAGGUGGGUGCAGGCCUUGUGUGCCUUGCUAAGGCUAGCUCCUACCCUGGUGCUUCUCCAUGUAGCCCCCCAGGGCAUGGAGUGCCCCCUCCUCUUGAGAUCUACCCUGGUGCUUCUCCAUGUAGCCCCCCAGGGCAUGGAGUGCCCCCUCCUCUUGAGAUCUGUCCUGGCUCUGUCCAGCGGCUCCAGAAAGGCCAGUGCAGUGGGGAACGUGGUCAACCUGGUGUCCGUGGACGUGCAGCGGCUCACUGAGAGCGUCAUCUACCUCAAUGGGCUGUGGCUGCCGCUCUUCUGGGUUGUCAUCUGCUUUGUCUAUCUCUGGCAGCUUCUAGGACCCUCUGCCCUCUCUGCCAUCGUUGUCUUCCUGAGCCUCCUCCCUGUGAAUUUCCUCCUCACCAAGAAAAGGAACCACCAUCAGGAAGAGCAAAUGAGGCAGAAGGACUCUCGGGCGAGCCUCACCAGCUGCAUCCUCAGGAACGUGAGGAUGGUCAAGUCUCAUGCCUGGGAGGGAGCCUUUCUGGACAGAAUCAUGCACAUCCGGGGCCAGGAGCUGCGCGCCUUGAAGACCUCCAGCCUCCUCUUCUCCGUGUCGCUGGUGUCCUUCCAAGUGUCCACAUUUCUGGUCGCGCUGGUUGUGUUUGCAGUCCACACGCUGGUGGCCAAGGACAACGCCAUGGACGCCGAGAAAGCCUUUGUGACCCUCACGGUUCUCAAUAUCCUCAACAAGGCGCAGGCCUUCCUGCCUUUUUCCAUCCACUCUGUGGUCCAGGCCCGCGUAUCCUUUGACCGUCUGGCUGCCUUCCUCUGCCUGGAAGAAGUUGACCCUGGAGCUGUGGACUCAUGUUUCUCCAAAUGCUCUGCUGGGGAGAAUUGCAUCAGCGUGCACGAAGGCACUUUCGCUUGGUCCCGGGAAAGCCCUGCAUGCCUGCACAGGAUAAACCUCACUGUGCCCCAGGGCUGUCUGCUGGCUGUUGUUGGCCCAGUGGGGGCAGGGAAAUCCUCCCUGCUCUCCGCCCUCCUUGGAGAGCUGUCUAAAGAGGAGGGGUCCGUGAGCAUCAAGGGUCCUGUGGCUUACGUGCCCCAGGAGGCCUGGGUCCAGAACACAUCCCUGGUGGAGAAUGUGUGCUUCGGGCAGGAGCUGGACCCGCUGUGGCUGGACAGAGUCCUGGAGGCUUGUGCCCUGUGGCCAGACGUGGGCAGCUCCCCUGCAGGAGUCCACACCCAAAUCGGGGAGCAGGGCAUGAAUCUCUCUGGAGGCCAGAAGCAGCGGCUGAGCCUGGCACGGGCUGUGUACAGGAAGGCUGCUGUGUACCUGCUGGAUGACCCUCUGGCAGCCCUGGAUGCCCAUGUCACCCAGCAUGUCUUCAACCAGGUCAUCGGGCCCCAUGGGCUGCUCCAGGGGACAACACGGAUUCUCGUGACCCACACGCUGCACGUCCUGCCCCAGGCCGAUUGGAUCGUGGUGCUGGAAGAUGGGACCAUUGCAGAGACAGGUUCCUACCAGCAGCUUCUGAGUGGGAAGGGGGCCCUGGUGGGCCUCCUGGACCGAGCCAGUCAGCCAGAAGAGAGAGGAGGAGAAGCAGCACCCACAGGCGGCACCAAGGACCUCAGAGGCUCUGCUGGAGGCAGGGGGCCCACAGGUGGACAGGAGAGGCCCAUGACGUUAGUCCCUGAGAAGGACAGCACCACUUCAGAGGCCCAGAGAGGGGUUCUCCUAGAUGAUCCUGAGGGGGCAGGACGGCCAACAGGACAGGACAGUGUGCAGUAUGGCAGGGUGCAGGCCGCUGUGUACCUGACCUACCUCCAGGCUGUGGGCAUCCCCCUCUGCCUCUAUGCCCUUUUCCUCUUCCUCUGCCAGCAAGUGGCCUCCUUCUGCCGUGGCUACUGGCUGAGCCUGUGGGCCGACGACCCCACUGUGGACGGGCGACAGAUGCAGGCAGCCAUGCGGGGCUGGGUAUUCGGGCUCCUGGGCUGCCUCCAAGCUGUUGGGCUGUUUGCCUCCAUGGCCACAGUGCUCCUAGGGGGGAUCCGGGGGUCCAGCAUGCUCUUCCGGCAGCUCCUGUGGGAUGUGGCGCGGUCUCCCAUUGGCUUCUUUGAGCAGACGCCCAUCGGGAACCUGCUGAACCGCUUUUCCAAGGAGACAGACAUAGUAGAUGUGGACAUCCCCGACAAACUCCGGUCCUUGCUGAUUUAUGCCUUUGGACUUCUGGAAGUCAGCCUGGUGGUGACAGUGGUCACCCCGCUGGCUGUCGUGGCUCUCUUACCACUGCUGCUCCUCUACGCUGGGUUUCAGAGCCUGUACGUGGCCAGCUCAUGCCAGCUCAAACGCUUGGAGUCAGCCAGGCACUCGUUCGUGUGUUCCCACGUGGCUGAGACGUUCCAGGGCAGUGCAGUGGUCAGGGCCUUCCGGGCCCAGGACCCGUUUGUGGCUCAGAAUGAUGCGUAUAUGGAUGAAAGACAGAGAGCCAGUUUCCCACGGCUGGUGGCUGAUAGGUGGCUCGCGGCCAACCUGGAGCUCCUGGGGAACGGGCUGGUGUUCGUAGCUGCCAUGUGCGCUGUGCUGAGCAAGGCGCACCUCAGCGCCGGCCUCGUGGGCUUCUCUGUCUCUGCCGCCCUCCAGGUGACCCAGACGCUGCAGUGGGCUGUUCGCAGCUGGACAGACUUGGAAAGCAGCAUCGUGUCGGUAGAGCGGAUGAAGGACUAUGCCCGGACACCCAAGGAGGCACCCUGGAGGCUGCCCACCUGUGCAGCCCUGCCACCCUGGCCUCACAGGGGGCAGAUCGAGUUCCGGGACUUUGGGCUCCGAUACCGACCCGAGCUUCCACUAGCUGUGCGGGGUGUGUCCUUCAGGAUCCACGCAGGAGAGAAGGUGGGCAUUGCCGGCAGGACAGGGGCUGGGAAGUCCUCCCUGGCUGGGGGCCUGCUGCGGCUCCGGGAGGCAGCUGAGGGCGGGGUCUGGAUCGAUGGUGUCCCCAUUGCUGAUGUGGGGCUGCACAUGCUGCGGUCCAGGAUCACCAUCAUCCCCCAGGACCCCAUCCUGUUCCCUGGCUCUCUGCGGAUGAACCUCGACAUGCUGCAUGAGCACACGGAUGAAGCCAUCUGGGCAGCCCUGGAGACAGUGCAACUCAGAGCCCUCGUGGCCAGCCUGCCCGGCCAGCUGCAUUACGAGUAUGCCAGCCAAGGUGACGAGCUGAGUGUGGGCCAGAAGCAGCUCCUGUGUCUGGCACGUGCCCUCCUCCGGAAAACCCAGAUCCUGAUCCUGGAUGAGGCCACAGCCGCCGUGGACCCGGGGACAGAGCUGCAGAUGCAGGCCGCCCUGAGGAGCUGGUUUGCGCAGUGUACAGUGCUGCUCAUCGCCCACCGCCUGCGCUCCGUGAUGGACUGUGCCAGGGUGCUGGUCAUGGACAAGGGGCAGGUGGCAGAGAGCGGCAGCCCAGCCCAGCUGUUGGCCCAGAAGGGCCUAUUCUACAGGCUGGCGCAGGAGUCAGGCCUGGUCUGAGCCAGGCCCCUCAACGCUCCCCACACCAUGCCAGCCCAGAGAGACUGCCAUGCCUGGAGAUGCACGUGACCAGGGGUCAUCAGUGGCCCCACGGUGUUGAGUGUAGACCCUUCUGUGCUCUCUGGGAAGAAAACGGCAGAGUAAGCGCUCAAUGCUCACAGACCCAGGACACAGCAACCUACAGGUCAGCCUGAUCAGGGCUCAACCAGUCCUGUCCACCCCGGAGCCAAAACUGACAGCAGCUUUCCACCCUGGCUGCCCACUGGACUCCCCGGAGACCUCAGAAACCUGCCCCUGCCUGGCUCCACCUCACACCCAUGAAAUCAGAAUCCUUGGGACUGGGGCUGCAACAAUGGUGUGUACCUUUUACAAAUUAACCCUUUCAUUUUGAGAUGACUGUAGAUUGCCAAGCAGUUUUAAGAAAUCUGGGUAGAGAAUUCCAGUCUACCCUUGACUCAGUUUUCCCCAGUAAUUAGCGUAUCUUGAAAAAUGAUAGUACAAUGCACAACCAGCAUACUGACAUUGGUACAAUCCACCAGUCUGCUUCAGAUUUCCCAUUUUACCUGUACUCAUUAUGCGUGUGUUUUCUUCUGUAUACAUAUAGGUUCCUGCAUCAGGAUGCUAAACACUUCCAUCACAAGGACCCCUCACGUUGCCAUUUUGUAACCACACCCACCUCCCUCCCGUGUCCCCCCCUCCCUACUGUUCUCCACUUGGUAUAUAUUUUUAGCGCACUCUCUGUGAUUCCAACGCACAGCCUGGACUGAGAUGCCAUGCCUCCUGCUGCUCCAAGGAGUGGUUUGUCGGAACCAAUACACAACCCACAGCCCACAACAGGCCUGGGCCCUCUCAGGGCACAAGCACACAAACAGCAUGCACUCAGUCCCAAAUGGGAUCUGAGGACCCAGGGCUCCCAGACCCCCUGCUGGUGCCCAGGGCUUGGCAGAUUUCAUACAUUCAUUGAAGACCAAACUGCAGCCCCUUGGGGGUGGUGUCCGAGCAGCAGCCGGAACACUCAGGGAGUUUCCAGUCACCCUUUGCCACUGAGGCAGCCAUGUGGGAGACGCUGUUGGAAGUCAGAGGGCAGGGUGGUGAGAGCCCAGCACUUGCCUUCGUGUGGGGCAAUGCACGGGUUUGUCCCACCAGCAGUCGCAAUUCCAAUACAGUCCUCCCAGGAAAGGGGAGUCCUUUAGAAAGGUGUAAAACAGCCAGGCCUGAGGUCAUACAGACCUAUCUGUAAAGGGAGGAAUGACACAGGAUCUGGAUCAAAACCUUAUGCCAGCCCAGGGUCCUUCCCUGACCUCACAGCAUUGCUAGUGGGAUCAAGUUAAUACACAAGACGCGUUCAGAGCUGAGCUGGCUACCAAGUACGUGCUCAAUAAAUGUGCAGUUUUGAUCAGUACUGUGUCCAAGGACCUC